AUGCAGCUUAUUAAGUACCUCAACAAGGCCGUGUUUACCGUAGCAUACAACGAUGCCUUCUAUGAAGAUAUCCAGAAAGUUGGCGAGUUCGCCAAGCUAGCGUAUUACGCUGACGUUCUGGUGGGCACGGUGUGCUGUAAGUUCGAAACGGACAAGAACGACCCGACCAAGAGGACGUGUUAUAUCAUGACUCUGGGCUGCCUCGAUCGCUACAGAAGGGUUGGUGUCGGAAGCCUACUGCUGCACCACAUACUGAAGCAGUGCGUAAAGGAUGACACCAUCACCCAAGUCCGCCUUCACGUGCAAUCGAACAAUGACCUUGCCAUGUCAUUCUACCAAAAAUUCGAUUUUAUUAACACAGGCGCCGUGGCGUCAUACUACAAAGAUCUGACGCCGUCAGACGCGUAUUUGUUAGUUAAGAAUAUCGAGCACGACCUCCCUGUCACGGAAGGCGUCAGUAAGAUAGCCAUAUAA
Molecule: messenger RNA, 474 nt
Organism: Sphaeroforma arctica JP610
Lineage: Eukaryota; Ichthyosporea; Ichthyophonida
Exons: 4
Coding region: 1-474 (157 amino acids)
Biological process (GO): mitotic sister chromatid cohesion
Cellular component (GO): NatA complex
Molecular function (GO): acyltransferase activity, transferring groups other than amino-acyl groups
Source: RefSeq, a predicted model, not a curated record